GUCUGACCUUUUUUUUUUACGUCUUCGACCUCCUAUUUUAUUUUAAUACCUCAAACUGUCCUUCGUUAUCCUCUAGACUUCUCAUCCCCUAGACACUCGUUCAAUAAGCCACCUGUUUAAGAGAACAAAAAAGCAAAUACCCUCAGAAUGUCGUCUACUACCUCCUCCCCAGCCGCCACCGCCACCAGCUGCAAUACCGGCAGCAUCUGGCAGCUCCCCAUCCAGGAUGCCGCCUGCGCCCUUCCUAAGUCCGGAAACUACUCUGACAUCAUGGACAAGUGCUGCUCCCCCGCCAAGGUGACCGAGUACGACGACGGCUGCGGUCUCUACUGUCUCGCCCAGGGCCAGAGCGUCAAGGACCUCACUGAGUGCCUGCGCGACAACGGCGCCAAGGACGGUCAGUUUUUCUGCAACAAGGAGCAGAACGCCACGGCCACGCAGUCCGCCCCCUCCUCCACCAAGACCGGCGACAAGACCGGCUCCUCCACUAGCAGCGGUGCCUCCUCGACCUCCUCCGACAACGCUGCCUAUGCCAUCCAGCCUGCCGUCUCCAAGAGCGGACUCGGCCUUUUGGUCAUGGUCUUUUGCUCGGCUUUGAUGGGCGUUGUUGCUUAAAUUGAAAAUACUCCGCUACAAUUGAUUACGGAAGAAGAUGAAAUUGGGGAUGUAUAUGUGCAUAUGUUGAUUUCGGAUUGUCUUGCGGUGGAUGGGGCAGGACAUAUUAAUACCCUUAUGAUAUGACCUG
Molecule: messenger RNA, 745 nt
Organism: Aspergillus alliaceus
Lineage: Eukaryota; Fungi; Ascomycota; Eurotiomycetes; Eurotiales; Aspergillaceae
Exons: 1
Coding region: 148-615 (155 amino acids)
Source: RefSeq, a predicted model, not a curated record